CACAGAACCAGUAAAGUAUUUAAACUCAUCAGCUCAGGGAAAGAGAAACUAAAGUGCUAGUUUAGCUGUUGAGUGUUUGUGUCUCUGUAUUUCGACAGUAAAAUGGCAGAAGCCAGAAUUUCAGUAGGUCAGAAGGAGUUCAUGUGUUCAGUGUGUCUGGAUCUCCUGAAGGAUCCCGUGACCAUUCCCUGUGGACACAGUUACUGUAAGAGCUGUAUUACAGACUGCUGGGAUCAGGAGGAUCAGAAGAGAGUCUACAGCUGCCCUCAGUGCAAUCAGACCUUCAGUCCAAGACCUGCUUUAGCUACAAACACCAUCCUGGCUGAAGUGGUGGAGAAACUGAAGAAGACCAGACUCUCUGCUGACUGUUACGCUGGAGCUGGAGAUGUGCAGUGUGACAUCUGUACUGGAAGAAAAUACAGAGCCGUCAAGUCCUGUCUGGUGUGUCUGAAGUCCUACUGUCAGAAUCACCUUGAACAACAUGAUAGUUGGUUUAGAGGACCGAGGCACAGUUUGAUUGAAGCCACUGGACGACUGCAGGAGAUGAUCUGUCAGAAACAUGAGAAGCUCCUUGAGGUUUUCUGUCGCACUGAUCAGAAGUGUAUCUGUCUGCUGUGUACGAUGGAUGAACAUCAAAACCACAACACUGUAUCAGCUGCAGCACACAGGACAGAGAAACAGGAGCAGCUGAAGGAGACUCAGAAGACGCUCCAGCAGAGAAUCCAGCAGAGAGAGAAAGAUCUCCAGCAGCUGAGAGAGACUGUGGAGUCUCAUAAGCGCUCUGCACAGACAGCAGUGGAGGACAGUGAGAGGAUCUUUACUGAGCUCAUCCGCUCCAUUGAGAGAAGCCGCUCUGAGCUGAUACGACUGAUCAGAGAUCAGGAAAAGACUGCAGUGAGUCGAGCUGAAGAACGACUGAAGCGACUGGAGCAGGAGAUCAAUGAUCUGAGGAGGAGAGACGCUGAGCUGGAGCAGCUUCCACACACACAGGAUCACAUCCAGUUCCUGCAGAGUUUCCAGUCUCUCUCAGCUCCUCCUGAAUCUACAGAUGUAAAUGAUGAUCUCUUCAGUUCUCUCGUCUCUUCUGAUGCUCUGAGAGAAUCUGUCCAUCGGCUGAGAGACAAACUGGAGGAUUUCUGCAAAGAGGAGAUCAAGAAGAUCUCAGACAGAGUUGCAUUCAUCAGGACCAAGAGCAACUUCCUACAAUAUUCCCGUCAGUUCACUCCGGAUCUGAACACAGCAUUUAAACACCUCCGUCUGUCUGAGAACAACAGAGAGCUAACUAACACUAACACAGAUCAGCCGUAUCCUGGUCACCCAGACAGAUUUGAUAAUUGGCCUCAGGUGUUGUGUAGAGAGAGUGUGUGUGGACGCUGUUACUGGGAGAUUGAGUGGAGCGGAGGUGAUGGUGUGUCUACAUCAGUGUCAUAUAAGAGCAUCGGCAGGAAGGGAGGAGGUAUUGGGUGUGUGUUUGGACGUAAUGAUCAGUCCUGGAAUUUUUACUGCACUCCCUCCAGUUGCACAUUUGUACACAAAAAUAUAGAUACUGUUCUCCCGAUAAAGUCCAUCAUCAGUAGAAUAGGAGUGUUUGUGGAUUACAGUGCAGGAACUGUGUCCUUUUUCAGCGUCUCUGACACAAUGAGCCUCAUCCACACAGUCCAGACCACAUUCACUCAGCCGCUCUAUCCUGGGUUUUGGGUUGGUUCUGGAUCAAGAAUGAAACUGUGUUGAUGAAUAAAAAUAGGCUGAUGAGAGAUUCUACCCAUAAUGCUUUGAGCUGUAUGAUGAAUCAGUAACAGUGAGAUGUUAUAGAGUCUUUUCUCCUAAUGACAAUAAUACCGCAGCUGAAUUUCUUUCAAAAUUACCUUUCAGUUCAAAUUAUCACAGUCAAUAAGUCAUUGUCAUUAUUAGGGCUGGGUACUGAACUGUUUUUUUUUUUUGCCAGUUGGCAACUAAAUAGAUAAUGUAAAAAAUAUAUAUAUAAUACUUUCUUUCUUUUCUAUGUGCAUUCAUAAAUUGUAUUAUUACUUUUGUAAGUGCCACAUUUGGCAUUUGGCAUUAGAACUUAUAUUACUAAUAACAGUGGCAUAUGAGAAGUUUACUACUACAGAAAGGGGAAAAAAGGCUUUUUCGAAGCUACUGUAUAUAAAAAACACAAGUUGGCUAAAUUUGCAUGCUACUUAGCUGAGAUUUGUAGACAUUCAUUACUUGCACUCAAUUUAUUUAGUUUUUAGCACCCCCUCUGAACUGUUAAGCCCCCUUUAGCACUCCCAACAAACAUUCCUGGAGGUGCCACUGACUGUCUUUGUUUUAUCAUUAAGAAAAUUUAUAUCUUCUGUUUAUUCAGUUACAGAGAUAGCAAUGCUUUUGUCCAUAUUAGGGAUUUCCUGAGUUCUAUUCCUUCUGUGAGGCACAUGUGGACUUUCUGCGCGAGGGCGCCCUCUGGCGUCCAGUAUGAAUGAAAGAGAGUUCAAUAAUGGCCAAUCCAUCAUAGUUUGGGUAUUUUAGUUUUUUUAUUUCUUUCUUUAAGUAUCGGUUUAGGCCCUUGUAUGGUUCUAAAAGUAUUGAUUUGGCACAGAUAUCGUAAAAAACCCAAGCAAUACCCAACCCUUGUCAUUAUUCACCUCAUGGAGCUCCGACCCUUUCCAGCGUUUUGUGUUCUUCUGUCUUCUGCUGUUUUCAUUUUCAUGCAUGAAAUUGUUAACCAUGAAAAACAGUUUUAUUUUUAUGUUAUAUCUUGUUAAUAAUUUGUGUUAAAAUGUGCAAGGUAAUUCAAGAUAAUAAAUGUUCAAGUUAAUUC
Carassius auratus (goldfish) is the source of this 2800-nucleotide messenger RNA. RefSeq names its product tripartite motif-containing protein 16-like. NCBI's taxonomy places the organism in Eukaryota, Metazoa, Chordata, Actinopteri, Cypriniformes, Cyprinidae. The transcript has 6 exons. Bases 103 to 1731 code for a protein of 542 amino acids. The record is from RefSeq and is a predicted model, not a curated record. Gene Ontology annotation, molecular function: protein binding; zinc ion binding.